Fomitiporia mediterranea MF3/22 is the source of this 9658-nucleotide messenger RNA. RefSeq names its product polyketide synthetase (gene pks-nrps1). The coding region runs from base 1752 to 9497 and encodes 2581 amino acids. Gene Ontology annotation, molecular function: phosphopantetheine binding; fatty acid synthase activity. Gene Ontology annotation, biological process: fatty acid biosynthetic process. NCBI's taxonomy places the organism in Eukaryota, Fungi, Basidiomycota, Agaricomycetes, Hymenochaetales, Hymenochaetaceae. The record is from RefSeq and is a predicted model, not a curated record. The transcript is spliced from 27 exons.
AUCGCAUAGCUACUCUCUUCCGUUCCACUUCCAUCCGAGGCAAUGUCCAAAGUCAUUCUUGUCACCGGUGGUAAUGGUCUUGUUGGGCAAGCCAUUCAGCACGUCGUCAAUGAUCCCAAUGGCGACCCAACGUUCCGUGCUGCACCUGACGAGACCUGGGUCUUCGUCAGCUCGAAGGAUGCAGAUCUUAGGAACAUGGACGCGACAAAGAAGCUCUUUGAGAAACAUAGGCCGACGCAUAUAAUCCAUCUUGCUGCAAUAGUCGGAGGACUAUUCAAGAAUAUGGCUCAUAAUCUGACCUUCCUUCGAGAAAACGUGUUAAUCAACGACAACGUUCUGCACUGCUCUCACUUGUAUAACGCUUCCAAGGUUGUCUCGUGCCUGUCAACAUGCGUCUUCGCAGACGAGAAGGAGGUGAAGGACAUCUAUCCGCUUACGGAGACAAAAGUCCACCUUGGUCCUCCGCACCCGAGUAACUUUGGUUACGCGCAUGCGAAGCGGCUUGUUGACGUGCAGAAUCGCGCAUACAAGCAGGAAUUUGGGUGCAACUUCACAUCUGCAAUCCCGACCAAUGUCUUCGGAGAGUAUGACAACUUCGACUUACAAGAUUCACACGUCAUACCUGGCCUGAUUCACAAAUGCUAUAUCGCAGAAAAGAAUGGUACCGUUUUUCGACCGUCCGGAAGUGGAAAACCUCUACGCCAAUUCAUCUAUUCUCGCGAUCUCGCGAAGCUGAUGAUCUGGAUGUUGAGGAAUUAUGACGAGGUCGAUCCGCUCAUACUCUCAGUACCGGAGGAGCAGGAAGUCAGCAUCGAAUUUGUCGUGAAUAGUGUCGUGCGUGCCCUUGAGCGGAACCGAGAGACCCGUCGCGCGUCCGAUUCAUCCGUGCAGCCGUUCAAGGUCAAAAUUGAGUGGAAUCGUGAAGCGUCAGACGGGCAGUUCCGCAAGCCAGCCUCAAAUGUAAAACUUACUACGUUGCUGGAGCAGGCCGGAGUAAAAUUCUCGUUCACUCCAUUUGAUCAAGCCUUGCAAGGAACGGUCGACUGGUUUGUUGAGAAUUACAAUUCAGGAGCAAGGGUUGGGAAUGUUUCAAAUGCUUGAUUGCGUGCAAUUUAGAUUUGUAUUACAACGCUAGGUGCAAUUUGACAACCUUCAUGGCGAAUUUAGUCUGUCCUGUGUCAAGUUGCUCACACUGCCACACAGAGAGGCUUCAGGACAGGAAGGAAGCGAGUGAUGACAAAGCCCGCGGGAACUGACACGCCUUAAGCGGACGCGCCGUCAGUCUGAUGACUCUGCGCAAGUUGUCCGUUCCGCCCCUUCAAGUUCUCAAACGAAAGUCAAGAAAAGCUUUUCACAGCAAUGGCCUCGUGUGAAUUGACACGGCUAAUCUAAGUGCACACCGACUCGGAAGAUAGUGCCGCCCUGCAUAGCGCUGAUUCGCUCAAUACCUGUACUCAGAUGUCGCGGCAUGGCGUCCGCAAGGUCCAGCGUUUGCGGUCGCUUGCCGCCCUUGAUCGCGCAACCUGACGCAUCAUUUGUAACUCAUAAUAAGUUGCGGCGAAUGCUCUUCCUGUCCUUAUUCAUGUGCUGUGCCUGUUAGCGCUUCUCGGCGAUGCCGACCGCUAUGUUUGGAACACUUACGGCCGCAUCUCACAGAAAGGUCGCAUUUACUUCCGGAAUAGACUUAUAGUCCUGGGCAUUGGGAUAAAUGCCUUCGUACACACUGCGGCGGACUUUUCACUCCUUUCACUAUGGCUGGCAUGGACGCCCACCAGCAAGAUACCGUCAUUCAUAGAUUUGUCGAAGUCGCGACAGCUCCAGACACUGCAGAUGCGCAAGUCAUCGACUGCUGUGGUGAUACGCUCACCUACGCCCAGCUGCUUGCAAUCGCGCGCGGCAUUUCCAAGGAACUUCGCUCGAAGUUCGGUGAGAAACCUAUUGUCUCCAUCGUCAGUGACAACAACCCGUACGUAUUGGCUGUGAUUCUCGCGGUCUGGCUGCUCGGAGGCGUCGCAGCGCCGUUAGAUUUCCAUGCGCCUGAGGCGCUUCUUAAGGGAAUGCUUGAGGGCAUUCGCCCAAGUUGUGUCAUAUUGCCAGAGACAUCUGAGGGAAACGUAAAACUCGUUACUGGUUUGGGACUCAAAGCCUUACCGUUCACACCAUCCAACUCCGGUAUUCCGACGCUUCUCAAGAAGUAUGCAACCAGCAAACCCUCCAUUGAUCUCGCUACUCUCUCCUCUCCUUCUGAUGAUGCACUUUACCUCUACACGUCUUCCGCUUCCUCGACUGCCAAUCUAAAGUGCGUGGCCAUCCACCAUGGAAUGCUCUUCAGCAAUGCCGAACUAGAGCUUGCCACAUGGCGUGUUCGGAGAGGGAUCACGCAAGAGCUUUACGCAGCCAGUCCUCCAGAACGUUUCCGUGUCCUGGGAUGGGGCCCAUUUAGCCAUAUCAUGUCCCUUGCACAUGAUUUUACGUGCCACAUCGCCCUUCCCGUUGGGUGCUACAUUUUUGCGGUCCCGCCGUCUACAUAUCCUGUGGUCCCUCAAGAUACUGCCUCUCCUAACGGCGUUGAAUACGAUGUCGGUAUGAUGCUCUUGAAGACAGCCAAACGCGCGAACGCAGACAUGAUUAGUGGUGUACCAUGGCUUUAUAAGCGAAUUAUGACUGCUUGUGAAGCUCAUCCCGAGUACCUUGAGCUCCUCAAGGGAUGUCGCCAACUUUUAAGCGGUGGUGCUCUUACAGAUCCAGACGUUCAGAAGUGGUCAGAUGAACAAGGGUUCAAGAUGGAUGUUAGCUUGGGCAUGACGGAAAUUGGCGGUGCUCUAUUCGAGGUGGAUGUCAAGACGAUGGCGGAGGGCGGAUACCCUGUCGCAGAAGCUCUGGUCAAGAAUGCCAAGCUGACACUUAUCGAUGAGGAUGGUAACGAAAAUAGUACUUAUGGCGAACUCGUCAUUUCUUCAGCAUAUAUUGCUCGUGGCUAUCGUAACUUCAAAUCAGCUGCUCACUCCUACGAUCCCGAAACUGGAAUUACCGCCUUCCAGACUGGUGACAUCUAUUCGCAGAAAGAUGGCUGCCUCAUCUGGGAGGGUCGCAAGGAAGACUAUAUUCAACUUGGAUCUGCAGAGAUCCUUGACCCUCGCGGACCUGAGCGUGAACUUUUGGCAAGUCCGGCAAUCGCACGAACUGCACUUGUCGGCAACAACUUCUUGCGCGGCGCAGCCGAUUAUGUUUGCGCUAUUGUAGAGGUUCCGGAAAGCGGAUUCGACGCACGAGAGGUGAUGCGAGCCUUCACACAGGUGAACAAGGGCUUACAUCCACCGCUGCGAGUUCCUGUAUCUCGUGUGCUUGUUCUUGAUCAGGGAGAGACUAUUCCUAUGACACGAAAGGGGCUGAUAUGGAGAAAGGCACUUGAGGAGCGGUUCGGGAAGAGGCUUAAUGAGCUAUUGAGCAACUCGAAGUUGUCAAAAUUCAGUGGCGAGAGGAAAUCGCGUUCAGCGAAGAAGGACGUGAAGACGCUUGAGCAGGUUGAAGCAGAGGUGGCGCAGAUCGUUGCGGAGGGACUGGGCAUUCCAAAGUCGCUUAUUGAUGAGAAUGGGGAUGCCUCGUUUGCUGAGCUUGGGAUGGAUUCCAACAUGGCGACGCGGAUUGUGUCGAAGCUAAAUAACCGCUUCGCUCUCGAUCUUCCUAUAAGUGCAUGUCACGACUAUGUUGACCUUGCCGCGCUUUCGCAGGUUAUAUUCGAGAAGCUUAACGCUUCGUCUCUAACCGUGUCAAAUCAACUUUCUGGAGCACACUACGCACAAGGAAAUGAUGACCUCGAUGUUGUCAUCGUUGGUCAAGCCUUGCGCCUUCCGGGAAAGGUGAAUACUGCCAGUGCUUUCUGGGAUGCCCUCGUGCAUAAAAAGCAAGUCCUCGAGCACAUGGGUAACGAUCGCUGGGACCAUUCGUCGUUCUAUCAUCCACCAACGAAUCCUCCGUCAAAGCCGCCACCAGGGAUGAUAAACUUCACUCAGAUGGGCAGGAUUGAAGUUGCGAGUUACGAUAACGCAUUCUUCGGCAUCAGCCCAGCCGAGGCGUACUUCGUGACACCAGGUGCGCGUGUUGCAAUGGAAGUCGCCGUUGAAGCUUUGGAAGACGCGAACAUUCCCUUGAACACGAUAAAAGGCGGAAAUAUGGGAGUAUUCGUUGCACAAGGGCCAGAGUUCGGAUACCCCGAUCUGAUCUACACUGAAAAAGGUUUUGAGGUCUAUGACCGGUAUUAUGGCACUGGAGUUGCGGACAGCGCAAUAUCUGGGAGGCUUUCUUACUUCCUGGACAUUCAUGGGCCUUCCGUGACUUUAAACACAGCGUGCAGUGGUGGCCUUGUUGCCCUUGAUAAUGCUCUCAUGUCCAUUCGGUAUGGUCAAAGCGAAUCAGCAAUUGUUGCCUCAGUGAAUGUGCAUGUUUGGCCCGGAAACUUUGGCUUCCUCUCAGCGAACCAGAUGAGCUCCUUACAUGGGCGUUGUGCAACGUUCAGCAAGGAUGCUGAUGGUUAUGUACCGUCUGAAGGUGCUAUGGCUUUCAUCGUGAAGAGCAAGCGUGCCGCCCUGCGUGAUGGCGACAGAAUUAUUGGUGUAGUGAAAUCAACCUCGGUACAACACAAUGGCCGCUCGCAAGGUCUCGUUGCACCAAACUCGAAGGCACAGGUUAAGCUUCAGCAGACAGCCCUACGCGCCGCAGGCAUUGCAGCAAAGGAUAUUGACUUCAUCGAAAAUCACGGUACGGGAACUAUUCUCGGAGAUCAGAUGGAGAUCCAGGCUAUAAAUGAAGUCUUCGGCGGCACGCACACCAAUGAGUCUCCUCUUGUCCUCGGGGCUGCGAAAACGGUUUUCGGACACACCGAGAGUACCGCGGGACUUGUCGGUGUGGCAAAAACCCUUCAGACGCUGCAGCAUUUCGUCGUUCCUGGGCUUGCGCAUUUGAACGGCGAGAACCUCAGCCCAAGACUGGAUACGACUGUAACUCCACUGCGGAUAUCCCAUCUUGAGACCCAGUUGCAAAGGAGGGCAGAGGGUGUCCCUCUUCGAGCACUUACUCUAUCCUUUGGUUUUGCGGGUACCAUUGCGGCAGCCGUUUUGGAAGAAUACCAGCCCGAAAAACCAGCCCAGUCUAAUGCCGCAGAAGCGCUUUCACGAUCUGUGCCUCAUCUUUUUGUUGUGAGCGCGAAGACAGAGAAAGCUCUCCAAGAGUAUUUGCGCAGCUAUGUCAACUACUGUUCUCAAGCUGACGAGUCAGAUCUCGCCAACAUCUGUUACACAUCCUGCGUCGGUCGCGAGCAUUACCGAUUCCGAUUUGCUUGCACUUGCACUUCAUUGAAGGAGCUCCUUGGUCAUCUCAAUGACGCAUUAUCGUCUGCUGAAAAGAAGCCAUUUUCAGCAAUUCCCUCGAAGCCUCGAAUUGCAUUCGCCUUCCCGGGUCAAGGCAGCCAAUGGCAAGGUAUGGGCCGAGCAUGGAGUGACGUGGAUAAAGUGUUCGCAGGUUAUCUCCUUGAAUAUGCCGAGCAGGCAUCUGAGUUACUCGGCGUUGAUUUACCCCCUCUGCUGUUUGACUACGCAAAAGCCUCCGAAAGUGCCACAAGCGUCAUCAACGAGACGCAUAUCUCCCAGUCGUGUAUCUUUGUCUUUGAAUGUGCCGUGGUCAAAUGGCUGGCUCACAUUGGUAUUCAGCCAAAUGUAAUUGUCACACACAGUCUUGGAGAGAUAGCUGCCGCAGUCACUGCUGGAUGUAUGGAAUUUAGUACUGCACUCGAAUUCGUCGUCGCUCGCUCAAACGCUAUGCGCCCAGAACGAACCAAUGGCGGACUCAUGGCAGCUAUUCGUGCGCCUGCAGACCCAAUUAAGAAGCGCAUCUCUGCAUUGGGCAUUUCCGAUUUGGUUACUAUUGCUGCAUACAAUUCUGACACGCAGCACGUAGUCUCCGGUGAAGAACAGGCCGUUCGAACUCUUGUAGAUGACCUAGCGAAGAAAUCGAUUAAGGGUACCGUUCUUUCGGUGAAUCAAGGUUUCCACAGCCACUGUAUCGAACCAUCGUUGGCGCCUAUUCGUCAAUACAUGGAAAAUAAUGCGGAGGAUAUUAGCGCGCCAACCAUUUCAUAUUUUUCGAGUGUUGAAGGCCGGGCCAUCAAGACUGGCGAGGUCUUGGAUGCCAGCUAUUGGGUCAAGCAGGCGCGUCAUCCUGUGCGCUUUGCAGACGCUGCACGAGCGAUGCUUAAUGAAGGCAAUGCCACUGUGGUCAUCGACGUUGGCCCUCAAAAUGUGAUCGCCCAUUUGCUCAAGGACGCAAGCACUCGCUCCCCCAAACCCCCUUCUAUCACCUCACUAUGCGAUAGACCCAGUACAAACACCUUGAACCCGCUCAUGCAGACCAUGGCGACGCUCUAUACUCAAGGUAUUACGCCUGACUUCAGCGAGUUUUUCGCUGGACGACGUUACAGGCCUCAAAAGGUUGCCAUCCCCACAUACCCAUGGCAGAGGCAACGCCACUACCCUACGAUUGUACCCUCUCGAACAACCAAAAUCAAAGGCACAGAACAGACCAAUGAAUACAUCAGAACUUGGGAUGUGGGGAAGGAUCUCGGCCCUUUACUCGAAAAGGACCACACUGUAGAUGGUGUUCCCAUUGUUCCCGCCGCCGCUCUAGCUACUUUUGUCUCGCUUGAGGCGCGAAAGGCACGAUCAAGCCCCGUUGUCGUUGACCUGCGUUUCCUCAAACCUCUGCUGCUUGAGAAUCCUGAUCAAGAGACUCUGACACUGGAAAUUCGAGAUAGCUCUUUCACGUGCGUCCACAAACGGGCCGGAGUCGAGAAAGGAAUCGUUUGUUCCGGAAACCUCCUCCCUGCUUCUCCACAAGGACCCGCAUCAUUCAAGAGCAGUCAUCCUGCCAAUACUUUGAGCAAGGAAGCCGUAUACGAGAAGUUCGUCAAUAAUCUUGUUCGAUUUGGACCAAGCUUCCAAUGCAUUCAGUCAAUCACUGUGUACGCGGACCAUUGCGUUGGCGAAAUCCGGGUUGCAUCAUCUGGAAAUUCUCAACAUGACUUCGUUCGUAGGAUGGAUGCAAUAUUGCACAUGUUUGGAGCCAUCGCACCAGAAAGUCCGCCAGAACUAAACUCGGGAGGCGCAUUCCUGCCGUCUGCUGUCAAUGGGUUGACAAUUCACACUGACUCAUUCCCCGAACAUAUCAAGUGCAUCUAUCGUCUUCCCAUUGAUGUCUCGCCAAACUCGAAGAAAAUGACGGCAGAGCUCCAAGUAAUCUCUGAAUCAGGAGAACUCCUCGCUACGUGCUCUCGUUACUCUGUGUCCUGGGUUCCCUCUUCAAUGCCUAUUGUUUCGCGUCCACUUCCUCCGAAGGACGGCUUGCCUCGUGUGCGGACGAAAUGGUUGAAGAAGUCGCUCACGUCUGAAUCGCAGUCCUCCGUUCCGAGCACCGCUGAACUCGUCUAUGUUGGAUCUAGUCAGCUAAAGGGCGCACUGACGGAGCAUGCAAGGAAUAACUCGGUAAAGGUGCAUGUAGUCGACGACAUUAGCACUUUCUUAAAGUCACAAAGCGGCUCAUACUACGUUGUGUAUGAUGCUACAUCUGUCGCGGAAGAUGAGAUGAACGAGGCGAACGCAGUCAAAUCUGCAUCAGCAGCUCUCAGCUUUGUCAAAGCUAUCGCGCCUUACCUUUCCUCGGAGAAGAUACGUUCUGCAUUGAUACUCACACGAAACGCGCUUCAGAUUUCCCCUGACGACGCAGACUCGUUGUUGAACAUCUCACUUCCAAAGUCUACACCCAGGUCAGGUUGUCUCAUGGGUAACUUUGUCCAGGGCAUGGCCCGAGUGUUACGUCAGGAGACAGCAUCACAAGCUGUUUUCGGUGUUGACCUUGCUUACGAAAUCUCGCCUGAGGAUGCAUGCUCUCUCGUACUUCGCGAGCUCGCGAGCUCUCCUCGUCAGAAAAGCUCUCAAAUUGCGUACCGGUUCUCGACUGAACGUCAGUCUCUCCGCUUGGAGCCACAGCUAAUUGAGGAUGGUUUCUGGGUUCCUCCUCCAAAAGGUGUUUCCGUAAACAAGAGGAACUGUACUGUUAUCGUAGGGAUGGUUGACACUACCAUUGCCCUUGCUAAGCACAUGGUCGAGAGACGUGGCUGGUCGAAUGUCGUUUUCGUCGAUAAGAAGAGCAGGGAGGAUAUUGAGGUCGCAUCCACGCUUAUCAACUUAGAAGUGGAAGGCGUUGAGUUUGACUACGUGCAGGCCAAAAUUGAGUCUUACGAGGCAGUUCGUGAUGCAAUACGGUCUAUCAACGACAGAUAUGGGUCAAUUCAUUCAAUACUGCUUGCGAAUGGAGCAUUCAAAAGCAAUGCCAUCGCGGCAGUCAGCCAGCAGGAGCUCGGGUCUGCCAUCAAAGUAGGAGCCAUGGGCGCUUGGAAUUUGCAUCAAGCUUGUGAAGAAUUAAAGAUUGAUGUGGAACGCUUCGUAAUGCUUAGUAGUAUAAGCGCAACUCUUGGGAAACCCGCGAACCUAUCGCUCAUUGCUGUGGACGCAUUUAUGGAUGGACUCGCUGCAUACCGCUCUUUUAUAUCGUCACGUAAAUCGUACUCGAUACAGCUCGGAGUGUGGGAGUCUCAAGCGGCGUCAGAGCAGCUUGUCAGCGGGUUGGCUGUAGCCCCUGCUAUGACUUAUGACCAUGGACUUCCUCUCUUACUGACAGCACUUGAAGAUUCUCAAUUGCCGACAGUGUCGCUGCUAGCCAAGACGCGUUUCGGUCUCCUACGAAGCAAGGAAUUGUAUUCUUCUGAUCCGUACUACGCUUCGAUUAUAAACUCUGCUACCCCGGAGGAGGCGACGAACUCUGUUCCCAAGGCAAACGCUGCAAGUCCAACUAAACGUGCAACUCAGGUUGCUGUACCUGCUGUCGAGAAAUUCUUGACUGGCAGUCUGCAGAACAUACUCGGGCUCACCUCGGAUGAUGUAGGCAAUCUCGACUCGUCAACGCCGGUAUUGUCACUCGGUAUUGACUCUAUCUCCUUCACACAACUCCGCGCAGAUGUGGCUGGAAAGUAUGAAGUCGACCUACCGAUGUCUUUCCUCGGCGAAGAGUCUCUUUCGCUAGGCGAGUUGGCGGAAUUCAUCGUUGACAAGGCAAAGGAGCAAAACAGUUCCGAAUCGUCGGAUCCAUCUGGUUCAGAACAAGACACGCUUGUGGCCGUCGAAGAAGUAACUUCAAAGGACGCCGAAAAGUUCAUUUCAACAAGUUUGCAAGCUGUCCUGGGAAUGACCGCGUCAGACAUGGAGAACAUUGAUUCAUCCACCCCGGUAUUGUCGCUGGGUAUCGAUUCGAUUUCCUUUACGCAACUUCGCGCAGACAUACAGAAGAAGUAUGACGUUGAUGUCCCAAUGACAUUCCUUGGCGAAGAUUCCCUCACACUAGCUGAGCUCGCGGAGUUUACUGUUGAGAAGACGAGAGAAGCAAGAAAUUAACAUAUGUGAUUUGGAGGUGUUGCCGAUACGAAAGGGGAGUUUCAUACGAGAACCGGUUCCUACUAGAAAUGUUUCGUUGUCCUGAUAUCAAUUUGUGGCUCAUAGUGUAUGUAUCAUUACUUGCAUGUCAUUUUUCAGUUACUAGACGUCAAUACACAAAC